AUGAAUGCUACCAGCGACUCGAGUUGGCCGGCAUGGCUUUCAGUCACCGGAGUCGUCCUCUCGUACACCUUCACCAUCUUCUCCUACGCGCUGUAUCCUGUCUUGUUUCUCUCAAGAGCAAUAUGGUACAUUCUAGCGUCUCUAUCGGCGCCCUUUAUAUACAUGGGGCUUGUCAUCGCUGACGCUUUGCUGCUUCCAUGGCGCAUCUUCGCUACUUUCGAGCCGCUUUGGUACUUCCUCGGUAGUGCGAUUCUGCUGGGCCUAUUGUUCGCUAUUGCCUUACAUUUCACCAUGCGCGCCAUUGUUGUUGUGUUCCGCCUUGAUCACAGCGCUCCGCGGCCGAUUCCAGCCAGGGGCCACGAUGCCAUCUCAUACAGAAAGGCAAGGGAAGCAAAGAAAAAGAAACAACUAGAGGAACAACAGCGGCUGGCUGCCGAGGCCCGAUUGAUUGCUUCGCAACCUCUCUUACAGGAAGUGGUUCGGGAGGCCAGAAAGAUGCCCUUGUCAGGUGCGGUGCCUGCGGCUUCGCUGAGCCCUCUGAGCCCAAGGAAUACGGCACCAAGCUGGCCGGGUCUUUUGCAGGAGACGAUCCUGGAACAUAGCGAUGAGGACAACAGUGAUUCGGAAUUCAGCGGCGAAUCUGCACUUCCAAGACAUUCUCUUGCUAUACGCUGA
This is a messenger RNA of Fonsecaea nubica, 675 nucleotides long. RefSeq lists its product as hypothetical. The record is from RefSeq and is a predicted model, not a curated record. The transcript has 2 exons. The coding region runs from base 1 to 675 and encodes 224 amino acids. NCBI's taxonomy places the organism in Eukaryota, Fungi, Ascomycota, Eurotiomycetes, Chaetothyriales, Herpotrichiellaceae.